CCGGCUGCAGGAGUCUGUCUGUCUGUCCACAUGCACGGAGGAGCGACGGCGCAGGCUGGGACCAGGACCGGUUUUGGGAUCUAAUUCUCGAUCGAGUCAACACCUGGAUUACGAAACACCGAUCUAUACAUUACAUUUUUUUCAGUUUAUUUUUUUUAAUUAAUAUUUUUUUUAAUUUCAUCGACCUGUUGCGGUUGACAAACAGUACCUGCCAACAUGUCUCGGGCUCCAGAUGAUGUGAGCAAGCUGACGGAAAGUACAUAUAAGAAUGUGAUGGAGCAGUUUAACCCAGGUCUGAGGAACCUGGUGAACCUCGGGAAGAGCUAUGAGAAAUCAGUCACAGCGAUGACCAUUGCUGGAAAGGUCUAUUUCGAAGCCGUCUCAAAGAUAGGAGAGAGCGCUACUCUGUCUCCAGUCUCCAGAGAGCUUGGUGUGGUUCUGAUGGAGAUAGCAGAAGCUCACAGGAAGGUCCACAAUGAACUGGAGGAGAAUUUCAAGAAGUUCCACAGAGAGAUUAUUACCGAGCUGGAAAAGAAGACAGAGAUGGAUGUCAAAUACAUGAAUGCCACUUUUAAACGCUAUCAGUCAGAGCACAAGCUGAAGCAGGAUUGUCUGGAGCGCUCUCAGACAGACCUUAAGAAGCUAAGGAGGAAGAGCCAGGGAAAGCAUUCCUCCAAGUAUGAAAUUAAAGAGAACGAGUGUUUGGAGACCAUCUCAUCACGUCAAAUGGACAUGCAGAAGUUCAUUGCUGAUGGCUGCAGAGAGGCCCUGCUGGAAGAGAAGAGACGCUUCUGUUUCCUGGCAGACAAACAUUGCAUGUUCUCCUAUCAAAUUAGCAACUUUCAUGAGAAGGCCAAAGAGAUUCUGGCAGUGAAGCUCCCCAGCUGGCAGGAGAAAUGCUGCGACAUCACCCAGGUACCAGACACAAUAAAGACGAUGAUAGAGGGGCUGUCCUCUACUCCAGAACAAUCACCGCUUGUUGAACGCUACAACAGGAAUAAUGUGGAGUCAGUGGUGCCUCCUCCAGCACCACCACUAAAGGCCCAGAUAAGUCCACUAGCCAACAUGUUCAACCCAGAGCCUAGAUCUCCACUCACUUCCUCUUCAGAUCACAAUUCAGACCAGGGCAGCCUUGGAGAGGGUAGUCUGUCCAGGUCAACAUCUCAGUCGUCCGGCCUCAACAUGGCUAGAAAGCCCCGUGUUAGGACCAUUUUCCCCCACACGGCAGGCAACAAUGACACACUCCUCAGCUUUGAUGAUGGUGAUAUCAUCAUCCUUCUCAUCCAGGAGGAAAAGGAUGGUUGGCUGUACGGAGAGCUGGAGAAGACAGGCCAGCGAGGCUGGUUUCCCUCAUCUUACUGCAGACCUUACAGUGAGCCAGUGUUAACAAAUAGUCAUCUGGGAACACCAGUACGCCGUCUGAGUGCCAUCAGUCUCCCAGAGCUGGAGGAGCAGGAGCCAGUGCUGCUGCCUCCGCCAGACUACAGCGACGACUUGCCAAUGAGCCCAGUGGUUCCCUCGACGCCUUCGCCACAGAACACGGUUUCUCUAGUCAAUGGGAUUGCAAAAGCUCCUUUUCUAGGGGGGGGGAAUCCAUUUGCCACAGUGAAGCUGAGGCCGACUGUCACGAAUGACAGAUCAGCGCCCAUCAUCUAAACGGAACUGGAGGGUUUUCACCGCUGUCAUGCCUUCAGGGGAACCACGAAACACAGGUCCCCCCUGCGACACAAUGAAUAUCAUGCCAACCUGACAUCUCACCAGCCUGCAUGCUAGUCUCUCACAGUACCAGUCUGCUCUCUCCAAGGAACCCAUUGUUUCUUGGCAUAAGUGUAUUUCUUCUGUGCCAGUGUGUGUGUGUGUGUUUUUUUUAUAUUAGCUACAACAGGGAAAGAUUACAUAAUCAUUACAUGAAAACAGGAAUUUUGAGACUUUGUUUUGUAGUACAAAGUACAGAUUGAGAUAUGUACCCAGUCAGUGUUUAUUUUAAAGUAAAAAAAAAAAAAAAAAAGGAAAAACCCAAAAUGACCAUCUCAUUACCACAUUGUUGAAGUUUAUAUAAUCCCCAACUGGUGGUUUAAAUGAGUGAUUUAGGCAUUAAAGGUCUAGUGUUCGUUUUGUAGGAGGAUCCUCUGGCACAAAUGGAUUACAAUAUUCAUUAAUAUAUUUUCAUUUUUGUAUAAUCACACAAAAAUGAGAAUCAUUGUGCAUCAAGUUCCUCCAACAUGUUUCUCAAGUAACUCCAGAUAAGGUGCAUUGUUUGGGUCAAUAUCAAAUGAACUAAAACACCCAGAACAGACAGAACAAGCACUAGCUCUAAUAAGGGAUUUGCAGCCACUGUAUGUUAAGGAAGAGCGGGGUUUCACUUCACUGCAAUCUGUAACAUCACCACUAGAUUUCACCAAAUGUCACACACUGAAUUUUUAAAACAAGAAAACAAAGUAUUUUUGUGCAACUUAAAAAUUUCACAAGCUGAAUAAAUAAACAAACCUCAGCUUCGUGAUUCAUAGUUGAUUCGUCUGGGCAAGGUUUAGGAGGAUGUAAGUCCAGAAAUGCAGAAUAUUAUUCCUAACUAUGUUUUAAUUAGCAUAUAUAUGAGAUUGAGAAUUGUUUCAUUACCUUAGAAUGAGUCAUUUAUAUCUGCAGAGGGACUGGGUCACCGUUCACAGACUCUAAAAACACUUCCACUUAUUCUUUUGUCUGUUGCAUAAUGGGUGGCAUCAAGCAUUAAGUGUGAGUUUAAUAUUACAUUAACUAAAAAGCUUGGAAUGGGCAAA
Molecule: messenger RNA, 2774 nt
Organism: Sphaeramia orbicularis (orbiculate cardinalfish)
Lineage: Eukaryota; Metazoa; Chordata; Actinopteri; Kurtiformes; Apogonidae
Gene: baiap2l1a
Product: BAR/IMD domain containing adaptor protein 2 like 1a
Exons: 14
Coding region: 217-1656 (479 amino acids)
Biological process (GO): actin crosslink formation; actin filament bundle assembly; positive regulation of actin filament polymerization
Cellular component (GO): cytosol; nucleoplasm
Molecular function (GO): protein binding
Source: RefSeq, a predicted model, not a curated record